GCCGGCAGGUUAUUCCGCUGCGAGCCAUGGCGAGCGACGGGCCUGCGAGUUCCUCCCGCGCUACCUCCCGGCCGCUGCACUCGGCGCAGGCGGAGGACGUGGCGACGGCUUCGAGCUUCCGAGCUUUCGAGCUGCUGCACUUGCACCUGGACCUGCACGUGGAGUUCGGGCCGCCGGGGCCCGGCGCCGGGAGCCGUUGCCUGCGCGGCCGGGCCGUGAUGGACCUGCGCUGCCUGAUGCCCCUGGGCUCCUCUGAGCUCCGGCUAGACUCGCACCCAUGCCUCGCGGUGACGGCCGCGGAGCUGCGGCGGUCGGGCGCCGAGGACCUGCCCUGGGAGCCGGUGCCCUUCCGCACGGAGCCCUUCGCGCGCUACGGCCAGGCCCUGUGCAUGGACUUCCCGCAGCCCUGCGCCGCCCGCGAGCGCGUCCAGCUGCAGCUGACCUACACCGUCGGGGAGGGACCCGGGGUUUGCUGGCUGACUCCCGAGCAGACGGCGGGAAAGAAGAAGCCCUUCGUGUACACGCAGGGUCAGGCUGUUCUGAACCGGGCCUUCUUCCCCUGCUUCGACACCCCGGCAAUGAAGUUCACAUACUCGGCUCAGGUCCAGGUCCCCGAGGGCUUCACCGCUGUGAUGAGUGCCGAUACCUGGGAGACGAAAGGGCCCGGCAAGUUCUUCUUCCAGAUGAGCCGGCCCAUCCCCUCCUACCUGAUAGCCUUGGCCGUCGGAGACCUGGUUUCGGCGGAAGUUGGGCCCAGGAGCCGCGUGUGGGCCGAGCCCUGCCUGAUCCAGGCUGCCAAGGACGAGUAUGACGGGGUGAUUGAAGAGUUUCUGGCAGCCGGAGAGAAGCUUUUCGGACCCUACGUGUGGGGACGGUAUGACGUGCUCUUCAUGCCACCGUCCUUCCCAUUUGGAGGGAUGGAGAACCCUUGUCUGACCUUUGUCACCCCCUGCCUGCUGGCGGGGGACCGCUCCUUGGCCGACGUCAUUAUCCACGAAAUCUCCCACAGCUGGUUUGGGAACCUGGUCACCAAUGCCAAUUGGAGCGAGUUCUGGCUGAACGAGGGCUUCACCAUGUAUGCCCAGAGGAGAAUCUCCACCACCCUCUUCGGGGCGGCGUACACCUGCUUGGAAGCGGCCACAGGGCGGGCUCUGCUCCGGCAGCACAUGGACGUCACAGGAGAGGAGCACCCACUCAACAAGCUCCGGGUGAAGAUCGAACCAGGUGUGGACCCAGACGACACCUACAACGAGACCCCCUAUGAGAAAGGCUUCUGCUUCGUCUCUUACUUGGCCCACCUGGUGGGGGACCAGGGCCGCUUUGAUGAUUUUCUCAAGGCCUACGUGGAUGAAUUCAAGUUCCAAAGUAUCCUUGCUGAUGACUUUCUGGAAUUCUACUUGGACUAUUUCCCGGAGCUGAAGAAAAAGAGAGUAGAUUUACUUCCAGGUUUCGAGUUUGACAGGUGGCUGAACAUCCCCGGCUGGCCCCCCUACCUCCCUGACCUCUCGGCCGGGGACUCUCUCAUGGGCCCGGCGGAGGAGCUGGCCCAGCUGUGGGUGGCCCCAGAGCCCAACAUGCAGGCCGUGGCGGCAGUGGACAUCUCAUCCUGGAGGACCUACCAGCUUGUCUACUUCCUGGAUAAGAUCCUGCAGGAGUCCCCGCUUCCUCCGGGGAACGUGCGGAAGCUGGCCGAGACCUACCCACAGAUCUCUGAGGCCCGCAACGCCGAGCUGCGGCUGCGAUGGGGCAAGAUAGUGCUCAAGAACGACCAUCAGGAGGACUUCGGGAAGGUGAAGGCGUUCCUGCAGAGCCAGGGGAAGCAGAAGUACACGCUGCCACUGUACCAUGCCAUGAUGCGCGGUAGUGCAGCCGCGCAGACCCUGGCCCACGAGAUCUUCGCUGCCACCUCUGCCCAGCUCCACAGCAACGUGGUCAACUACGUGCAGCAGAUCCUGGCGCCCAAGGGCAGCUAGACACCAGCGGGCACAGUACAGCUCGCUGCCAAGCCAUCCCUGGGCCCCCCGGGGGCUCCCCAGGACUGCUGCAGGCUAUGGGGGACCAUUCUUCUCCCCCCUGCCUCCCUCUGCCAGAACCUGGGAAGAACAGAGC
Molecule: messenger RNA, 2109 nt
Organism: Sorex fumeus (smoky shrew)
Lineage: Eukaryota; Metazoa; Chordata; Mammalia; Eulipotyphla; Soricidae
Gene: RNPEP
Product: arginyl aminopeptidase
Exons: 11
Coding region: 27-1973 (648 amino acids)
Biological process (GO): proteolysis
Molecular function (GO): metalloaminopeptidase activity; zinc ion binding
Source: RefSeq, a predicted model, not a curated record